AGAUAAUGUAAACAAGCUCUAGGUAUUUGAGAUAUUCAAGUAGAUACGGAUUUAGAUUUCACUGGGAACUCCGCAACAAGUUUCACUUUCUCGUCAGUUUAAAGAAGACUUGAGAUAACUUAGCCAACCAAGGAAAUUCAAGAUGGACCUUAAUAAAUACUCAGUGUUAAAAUUUCUGCUACUGUGUCUGGCAAUCGAAUCAGAGCAGCUUAGCCAAAUCACGUCUUGUCAAAUUGAAGAAGGUUAUAUCGAAACCCACAAACGUAUGAUCCAACAGCUUAUAUCAAACGAGCAGGCAAGACUCGUUUAUGUGAACGUAACAUCAGAAUCGUACAAAAGUAUUUCUAUGGAACAAACUGAAUGGAAUAGAGUGUAUGAUUGGAUCUGGAUAACUGAGAAUUAUAGACACUAUUUAAGCUAUCCAGAUGAUAUUGAUGUUUAUACCUUUGGAGUUAUGAGAGUUGGCAUUCAUAAAUUAAGCCUUAAUAUCUCAAUGAACAACAUACUGACUUGUAAGAAAAAAAACCUUUGGAAACGAGUUUACAACUAUCUUCAACGUCUGCAAAAUGGAACUGGAGGGGGUUAUUUCUGUCACAGAAAUUUUGAAAAUCAAGACUGGAAAAGUUUUUUGUAUACAAUGUCAAGUGCAUCAAUUGGGUAUGAUUUUGAGUGUUACAACAGAGACAUUACAGAUGAGACUCUACUGAUUAGAACGUCCAUAAUCACGUAUAUAACCGUCGUCAUUAUUUUUUUUCUCUUUGCAUAUUAUCCUUUGAUAAUAUCUCUUUCCUUUCAUGGACGAAAAAUAAGUGAGCAACUGAAAUUUUUCACGAUGGCCGAUUAUCCUUAUACACCUCGAAGAUGUUUACUGCAUAUAAUUUUCAAAUCCAGUAAACUGAAGCGAAAAGGAAACAACUUAGAUCAAAGUCUUUCUAGCGGAACUCGUCUGUCAUUCCUUUUGGCUUUGGUCACCGGAUUGUCAUUCGCUAUGAAAAUGAUAUUUGUCAAGAAUUAUUCUUUGUUACCACCUAAUGCAUAUGUUUUUCCCUAUCUUUUUAACUGUGUUGGGUUGCAGUAUAAUAUGAAUAUAGUUGCUUUUAUGAUUUCUACUUGCUUUAGUUUACUUGUGCCCUUAGAUUUGAAAGGUGACCUCGCUACCAACUGGAAACAUUUCAAAAGAGUGUGGGAAAACUAUGAGAUCGCUACGGGGUUAAGGGAGAGAGAUACCCAACUCAGAUGUGCAACAUUUUUCACUUGUCUAGGGUCUGAUGGUUUACACGUUGUAGAUGGACUAAAAUUUGAUACAGAUGACGAUAAGAAAGAUAUUGAUAAGGUUAUUACAGCACUUGACACUUACUGCGUAGGUCAAACAAACGUCAUAUAUGAGCGUUACACAUUUAACUGUAGAAAUCAGGAACAGUCUGAACAUAUAGAUGCUUAUGUUGCAGAAUUGCGUACACUAGCGAAAACAUGCAAAUUCGGAGACAUAGAGGAUGAGAUGAUAAGGGAUUGUAUCGUUAUCGGAGUUCGAGAUAACCAUACCCGUAAAAAGUUGUUACAGGAGAAGAAACUGGACCUUCAGCGUUGCAUAGAUAUAUGCCGGUCGAAUGAGAAAUCUGAAUCUCAACUCAAAUCUAUUGCAGAUGUUCACCAUGUCAAGGUCAAACAGAAAGUGAAACAAGAAAAUCAUGGUAAAAAUGAGAAACGUAGAGGCAACCGCACACAAACCAUACCAACUGUUCAGUCUUGUCGUUACUGUGGGAGAACACAUCCGCGCAGUCGGCCGGAAAAGUGCCCAGCAUUUGGACAGACUUGCAACUUAUGUGGCGAGCAGAACCAUUUUGAGAGGAAAUGUCCUAAUUAA
Molecule: messenger RNA, 1864 nt
Organism: Saccostrea echinata
Lineage: Eukaryota; Metazoa; Mollusca; Bivalvia; Ostreida; Ostreidae
Exons: 3
Coding region: 143-1864 (573 amino acids)
Molecular function (GO): nucleic acid binding; zinc ion binding
Source: RefSeq, a predicted model, not a curated record